Molecule: messenger RNA, 560 nt
Organism: Cylicocyclus nassatus
Lineage: Eukaryota; Metazoa; Nematoda; Chromadorea; Rhabditida; Strongylidae
Source: the annotation of a GenBank genome assembly
AGACAAUCAUCGAUUUUCAUCAUUGAAGAUUCAUGGCGACGUAACGAGUAGCCUGUGCUCUAUGGAUCAAUUGCUAAAUAGCAGCUAUUGCCGCGAUCGUUGUUUUGACAGAGGAUUGUGUUAUGUUCUGGAAAACGAGAACCAUUGUCUGUGCCGUCAACCUUCCGCUUAUGAUGAUUGCCGAGAUGAUAACAUCACCACGACUGCGACUACUACCAUAACUAUUCGUCCAUUUGAACUGUCUACACAAACCAAAAUACUUUGCGGAAUCGUGGCUGUUGUGUUCUUGGGCCUGGCACUGGUCACUCUGAAUUUAUGGCAGCAGAUGUCCACCACAUGGCGAAGUAGUAAGGUGGACCAAGCAAGAGGGAAGAGCAUUUUCUUCUUGCAACACCGUGUUUGAAGAAUCACUCUGCAUUGUUGAAGUGUUAAGUUAUUUUGCUAUAUAGCCGCAAGUUGACUUCCAAGAUUGCGAUCAGGGUAACUUAACUAGUUCAAUUAAGACUGGACUCGAACUGAUUUGAUGAUGUUUGGUAUUAUCCACAUUCCUUGUUCAUUAC